Molecule: messenger RNA, 2099 nt
Organism: Esox lucius (northern pike)
Lineage: Eukaryota; Metazoa; Chordata; Actinopteri; Esociformes; Esocidae
Product: L-dopachrome tautomerase-like
Exons: 8
Coding region: 232-1785 (517 amino acids)
Biological process (GO): developmental pigmentation; positive regulation of neuroblast proliferation; melanin biosynthetic process from tyrosine
Cellular component (GO): melanosome
Molecular function (GO): oxidoreductase activity; dopachrome isomerase activity
Source: RefSeq, a predicted model, not a curated record
GUGGUUGCUUUUACUGUAGGCCUGCAGCCCUCUGUCAGUCCAUGGUGCUGAGUAGGUUGGAAAUUCAGAAGUAAGCCAUGAAGAGAUUUUUUUCUUGAAAAAUGAGAAAGACGAAGACCAUUAAAUUGAGUUAGUUCCAUCCCUGUGUCUUAUUGAAAAUUGAUCAUUGCUGUGAACUAGUCUACAAAUCAAUUUUUAGGGUGAAGACUGAAGAUUACACCGGUGUGAAAAAUGAUGAGAGCUCUGGUGCUGUGUUUGGUUUGUUUUGUGACAUGGCCUGAUUGUACGGUGGCUCAGUUUCCUCGAGUCUGUAGCACGGUGGAGGGGGUCGUUUCCAAACGGUGCUGCCCUGCUCUUGGCUCUGAUCCUGCCAACGUGUGUGGAACUUUAACUGGGAGAGGAAACUGCUCCAACAUCACAGUGGACUCCAAACCCUGGGGUGGACCGUAUCGAAUGAGAAAUCGAGAUGACCGUGAAAGGUGGCCAACGAAAUUUUUUAAUCAAACUUGCAAGUGCUUUGGUAACUUUGGUGGCUUUGACUGUGGCCAGUGCAAAUUUGGCUGGACUGGACCGAACUGUGACGUGCGUAAAGCCCCAGUCGUGAGGAAAAACAUUCACACUCUGACUCCAGCUGAGCUCAAUGAGUUUCUGGAUGUGUUGGACCGAGCCAAGAACACCAUCCACCCAGACUAUGUCAUCGCCACACAGCACUGGCUGGGCCUGCUGGGGCCCAAUGGAACCCAGGCCCAGUUCUCCAACAUCUCAAUAUACAACUUUUUUGUGUGGCAGCACUACUACUCUGUCAGAGACACUGUACUUGCACCUGGACGUCCGUUCAAACACAUUGAUUUCUCCCACAAAGGACCUGCCUUUAUAACCUGGCACAGAUACCACCUCCUCAGUCUGGAGAGAGAUCUGCAGAGACUGACCGGCAAUGAGAACUUUGCUGUUCCAUACUGGAACUUUGCCACGGGACAGACUGAAUGUGAUGUCUGCACAGAUUCUCUACUGGGGGGACGCAACCCAGACGACCCCUCUCUCAUCAGCAACCAGUCCAGAUUCUCCAAUUGGGGGGUGGUGUGUGACAACCUGGAUGAGUAUAACCUCCAGGUCACUCUGUGUAACGGGUCCAGUGAGGGACGUAUAAGGAGAGGUCAGAUGGGAGGACAGAGGACCAACAUGAGUCUGCCCACCAUGAAUGAUGUCAGGAGCUGUCUGAACCUGAGAGACUUUGACAACGCUCCCUACUACACUAACUCCACCUUCAGCUUCAGGAAUUCUCUAGAGGGCUAUGACAAACCAAAUGGAGAAGGUGAGCUUGACUCUUCAGUUAAUAACCUGCACAACCUGGUCCACGCCUUCCUCAAUGGAACCAGUGCCAUGUCUCACUCUGCAGCCAACGACCCCAUCUUUCUGGUGCUCCAUACUUUCACCGAUGCCAUUUUUGAAGAGUGGAUGAAGAGGUCUGUUCCACCAAACUCAAGUUUUCCUGAUGAGAUGGCCCCCAUUGGUCACAACAGACAUUACAACAUGGUGCCAUUCUUCCCUCCAGUGACCAAUGAGGAGAUUUACGUGGCUUCUGAUCAGCUGGGAUAUUCUUAUGCCAUUGCACUGGAUGAAACUGACGUUGAUCCUGUAUUUGCCAUGAGAUCUACUUUGACAGGUAUUUUCUUGGGUCUACUGGCUGUGCUCAUGGGAUUCAUGGUAUACACGCUGUACCGGAGAAGAAAGCGUGGCUUUGAACCCUUACUAAAAUACAAUACAAAGUACACAGACAACUCUUGAUCUUUUCUUGAAGUGAAGCUUAACUAAAACUAACUACAGUGUAACUCUAUGCCUGUAUGCAGUUCAUGUUAUUUUAAUGAAUGAUUGUAUUACGAGGACCUAUUGCAACAUGACUCAGAUAAGUCCUUACUGUAUUUCUUAAACACUGAAUCCCAGGGGUAUAAUAUUAGCACUGUCACACGUCUAUUCAACCAAUCAGAAUCGCUACAAGGGAUGAGAGCACAUGGCCAUUCACAAAUUUGGGAUGAACCUAUAACAAUAUUGCACAUAUACUGAAUCUUUAUAAAUGGUUACUGCUUGUUCUUUUCUGUGCA